Molecule: messenger RNA, 474 nt
Organism: Drechmeria coniospora
Lineage: Eukaryota; Fungi; Ascomycota; Sordariomycetes; Hypocreales; Ophiocordycipitaceae
Exons: 1
Coding region: 1-474 (157 amino acids)
Source: RefSeq, a predicted model, not a curated record
AUGAUUGCUACCACACCAAUCCGAUCAAGCACCCGAUCACGAACGCUACCGCAUCCUCCAGCAGGCGUGCGCGCUGCCGUGCCGCACAUGGGCAGCAGGCACACCAUGCUUGCUCGAACUCGUACCCACCGCACCGCAUGCCGCACAACCAGCCAGGCGAGCAAGGCCGCCGCCGACCAACCACGGGUGCCUGUCCAUUUCCGACCGUGUUUCCCCAUACCCGUCCCGGCCCCCCCGGAAGCGCAGAAUCGAAAGAUAUCACCGAUAGGGGCUUUCUGCCUGCCCGGAGGAGCGUACGAAUCAAGUGCUCCCACCAUGCGGGGUGCAAGGGUUGCCGCUGGAGAGGAGAGUGUCGCUGCACCCCGCCUCGCGUUGACAAGUCUCGCCACCACCAACUAUACUCUGUACAGUACAUGUACAGUGCAAGGUUCCGCAGGAAGUACCUGUACCGUAUGUACUUACAGCAUAGAGUGA